UAAAAUUAAUGUAAACCAAAAACAAUGGCAAAGCUUCAUCUUGGAGCCACGCCGACACAUCAACAUUAUUAAAUUUGGCAUUAAUCAUGAAUCGGGAUCUUUCCAAAUUGAAAGCAGGACACUCGAGCAACAAGUGAAACGAGGACUGCAUCGAUGAUAAACAAAAAGUUUGUGUACGCUAUUUGCCCAUAUGUGGGGCUUAACCGGUUUAAUUCUCAGUCGAUUAUUAAUGAUCCGUGGAGAAAUGAAGCGAUAUUUUCAUCAACAGCGAUUGUGGCGCAAUCGGUUAGCGCGUCCGGCUGUUAACCGGAAGGUUGAUGGUUCGAUCCCAUCCAGUCGCGUUUAUUUUUUUUUUUUUUUUGAAGUUACAAUUGUGUCAAAGGUCGCGCGAAUAAACAAAACGAAAUUUAUAUUUUUCUUUUUCAAAGUUACGAUUGUAUUCUUUUCAAAUUAUCAAAAAAGUUGAUGGUUCGAUCCCAUCCAGUAGCGAUUUUUUUUUUUUAAAUUUAUGUUACAAUUGUUAUCUUUUCAAUCAUCAAAAACAAGGUGACAAUACCAGUGUUGUUGUUGUUGUUUUUUUGGGUUCAAAGGUUUUUCUCCUCAUCUUAUCUUUGAUGGAAAACAAUAAAGUGGAACAAACAAAGAAGAACAAUCAUUUCGAUGGAAUGUGAUUAAUUAACUUUCAAGAUGGUUAUGCCAAGAUGAUAUAUAUAAAACGCACUAAAUGUCUUUUUUUUAUCAAUAAUCAUGAUGAUGAUGAUGGUGAUGGUGAUUAUUAUCCAUCUAUUAUCUCGUGGUUGAUUAUAAUCGAGGCUAUCAAUCUAUCUAUAUUGAUAGUAAUAAAAAUCGAACGAUUUAUUCAUCAUCAUCAUUAUUAUAACGUAUUUUAGUGGAUAAAACCAAGAAAGUAAUGGAUUCGAAUGUUAUUAUUGAAAAGUCUGAUGGAAAAAAACAACAACAUCGUGGUGGAUUCUCACUUAUAACGGCAAUAUUUUUUAUUAUCGGUGAAUUAGCUGGUGGUGGUCUACUUACAUUACCGCAUGCCAUUUCAUUAGCAAGUUGGUUCGGCAUACCAAUCAUAUUUUUCGCUGCAAUAUGUGCCACUAUAUCGGGUUUUUAUCUGGCUAAAUCAUGGAUGAUAUUGGAAGAUCGUUAUCCAGAAUUUCGCCAAGGUUUGACACGCAAACCAUUUGCAACAAUUGGUUCAUAUGCAUAUGGCCCUUAUAUGGGUGCAUUUGUAUCGAUAUUGAUGAAUGUAACGAAUACCUGUGCAACAACCGUAUUCAUGUUAUUCACAAGUGAUCUGUUAUCACAAUUAACUAGAUCAUUCAUCGGUUAUAACAUCUGUCAAUGGAUACCGAUUACAAGCGUUUUAUUUUUGGUGCCAAUACUUUUUGGAUCACCAAUCGAUUUUUGGCCAAUCGCUUAUAUGGCUACAUUAUCGACGACAAUUGGAUCGAUUUUAUUGAUCAUAUCGUUAGCUAUACAAGUACAACGUCAUGGUUUCAUUCAUGAAUAUCGGAUACAGAAUUUCGAAAGUUUUGCCAGUUGUUUUGGUAUUGCAUUCUAUGCAUUUGGUGGUGCAGCAGCAUUUCCAAGUUUUCAGAAUGAUAUGCGUGAUAAAAAUCAAUUUAGUAAGGCCGUUAUUUUUGGUUUCAUUGGUCUUUUGACGCUUUACAUUCCGGUGGCUUCAUUUGGUUAUGCAGCGUUCGGCAUGAAUGCUGCAACAAACAUUCUGAAUAAUUUUGAAUCCGAUAAUUUACUCAACAUUUUCAUCAUAAUUGUUCGUUGCUGUUUUCUCGUUCAUUUCAGCGCUGUCAUACCGAUCACAAUCAAUCCGGUUUUCUUAGAUUUAGAAGAAUUAAUUCGUAUACCAAAAGAAUUCACAUGGAAACGAUUAUUAUUCCGGACAUUAAUGUUACUGUUAAUGACAUUUUUGGGUGCAACAUUUCCAAAUUUUGGUCAAAUAUUAGAAUUGAUUGGCGGUACAACAUUAACGAUAAUGUCAUUUAUAUUGCCACCAAUGUUUUAUAUGAAAUUAUGUGAUAACUAUGAAGAAAAAAACGAUGAAUAUAAUUAUUCGUUAUGGCUAAAAAUUGUAUUCAUUUUAUUGAUUAUAACCGGCACUAGUGGUGGUAUUGCAUCCACAUAUGGAACACUGUCACGUUGGGAACCAUUACAAUCAGCUUGUUAUAUUGCUGGUAGCCAAAAUCGUACGAACAAUUGAAUUGAAUCUGUGAUUUUUUUUUUUUCAUUCAAAUUUUAUUUAUUGAUUCAAUUUGGCAAUUAUUUCAA
This is a messenger RNA of Dermatophagoides farinae (American house dust mite), 2295 nucleotides long. RefSeq names its product solute carrier family member mahogany (gene mah). Gene Ontology annotation, cellular component: vacuolar membrane. Gene Ontology annotation, biological process: amino acid transmembrane transport. The record is from RefSeq and is a predicted model, not a curated record. Gene Ontology annotation, molecular function: L-amino acid transmembrane transporter activity. NCBI's taxonomy places the organism in Eukaryota, Metazoa, Arthropoda, Arachnida, Sarcoptiformes, Pyroglyphidae.